This is a messenger RNA of Myripristis murdjan (pinecone soldierfish), 3102 nucleotides long. Its product is annotated as zinc finger and SCAN domain-containing protein 10. Gene Ontology annotation, biological process: regulation of transcription by RNA polymerase II. Gene Ontology annotation, cellular component: nucleus. Gene Ontology annotation, molecular function: RNA polymerase II cis-regulatory region sequence-specific DNA binding; DNA-binding transcription activator activity, RNA polymerase II-specific. The record is from RefSeq and is a predicted model, not a curated record. Lineage: Eukaryota; Metazoa; Chordata; Actinopteri; Holocentriformes; Holocentridae. The transcript has 2 exons. The coding region runs from base 196 to 1773 and encodes 525 amino acids.
CGGAAGUGACCCCUGCAGCUCCACCAAGUACACAAACUUCGGUUUCACUUUUGCAGCCAUGCCAAUGAGAGAUGUGAUAAUGACACCACGAGUUAACACAGCAAACCCGCUUGUCUGAGUGUAAUCUGCUGGAGGUUUGUCCGUCGAGGCCAGUUUGUCAGAGAGCCAAGCAGGAGAGAAGCUUGGUGAAGGAGGAUGGAUGGAGUCCCUUGCAGCUGGAGCGCCACAAGAGCACAUGAAUCCUUCAGCCGCUCGCGGGCCACGGCGGACACCCUGUCCAGGCUCGCCAAACUGAUGGCCCGGGCCGAACACAGGCAGGACAGCCGCAGCCAGAGGCAGCACUCGUCGUAUGUUUGUGCAGAAUGUGGCAAGAGCUUCCCCGACACGUCAGAGCUGCUGCACCACCAGGAGGUGAAACACGCUUUACCCAAGCCUCACCAAUGCCUCUCCUGUGGGAAGGAGUUCUCCCUUCUGUCUUCCUUGCAGCUGCACAAGUGUGCUCGUGACGUUUCCCCCUGUCAGCUUUGUCACGGAGAGCCGCGGCUCGGCACUCCUUGCCCCGCCUGUAUGACCGGAGCGUCUGAUCCUGAGCGACCCAAGGACAAGUCGCCGCACCGCCAGGCCCACCUCCUGGACAGCAGCCCCUACGCCUGUGCCCCGUGUGGGAGAGGCUUCAGCCAGAAACAGGCUCUGCUGUACCAUCAGCAGGCAGGUUGUAGUGAACCACCUUCCCCACUGACUGUAGACGAUGCCAGUAGCCCUCUAGCUGAUUCUCCACCUGUUUCUGAGGCGGGCUCCUCCCGCUCGGACUCCUCAGACACCCCAGGGCCCAGCAGCAAACGGGACAAACCGUGCCCUUUCUGUUCCAGGAAAUUUCUCACAGUGGCAGGACUCCAAAGCCAUAAACGGAGCACACACGCAGAGCCACAGAAAACCAAAGGAGAAGGUGCCGGUGGAGAUGGAAGGGAGGGAAAGAACACUAAAGUGAACGGAAAUCCAGUUGUCAGGCCUAAAUCCAAACAGAAGCAUUUAAGCUGUCGCUCGUGUGACAUGGUUUUCAGGAGCACUGCCAAGCUCUACUUGCACAGGAAAGAGAAACACAGCAGAGAGAAGAGCACUGGGAGGGAGUCGAGGCCGGUCGUUGCUAAACGCAGGAAAGGGGAGACGUUCUCAUGUCAGGUUUGCAGCAAAGUCUUCCUCCAUCAUUUGUCACUUUUGGCGCAUUCCAAGCAGCACGCAGCCGCAAACAUCACUGCUAUCCAGAAAGAAACGCAGCCCGUAGGAUGUACCGCCAAAGACUCUAAGUUGUCAGACAGGAAACCAAAUAAACUAAAAACCAGCCUCACAGAUGUCAAGACUGCGAAGGCUGGUCCAGGGAGGCCGAACAAGAGAGCGGCCAGAGCGGAGGAGGAGUUCAGUGAUCCAGGGAGAUUCAGGGAAGUGCCUGAAGUCCAGGAGGUAGAGGAGGAAGUGGACAGAGAGUUCCCGUGCCCGUCCUGCGCAGAGGUGUUCUCUCUGCAGUCUCAGCUGAGGGACCACGUGGAGCUGCACCAGUCGUCCGUGAGGAGGAGGCAGUGCAGUGUGUGCGCGCUGGAGAUGGACACCUCCAAAGGGCCAGGCUCCAAGAGACAGCGGCUAUACCACUGUGUGCCCUGCCAGCAGGGUUUCUCAGCACUGGACACUUUCCUAAAACACUGCCAGGACCACCUCCGAGUCAGGGUGGAGGAGGACAGCAUGACUGAGAACUACAAUCAACACGGCAACAAAAACUAAGAUUCAUUUUGAAUGUCAUCAGCAUAACUAUAAUCGCCUUAUUGCCUUGAAGUGUUAGAGAGAGGAGAGUGAAGGAAUCUGUAAGAAAUUCUUGUUGAUUCACCUGUUCAUUGAUCACUUGUAGUUUUACCGUCAUCGGUGGUUGGAUGUAAUCUGUAUCAACAUAUCAAGUGCUAACAAGGGAAUGAUAUUUCUACUUGAUGCUUAUCACAUCUGUUCUACCAUCACCGACUGGCCACCGGUCCACACACAUGUGCUCUGCUCUCCCCAGUGCUGAGACAAUUACGUCUGCAGCUGAAGCACUGCCAGGUCUCUUCUCUGCAAGCAUCCAUUUUUAUGACACAUUUGUACGGCUUUGGCUAAAUCAAGUCCUUCACGUCUUCAGCCACACUUAAUUUUGUAAGAUUUUACGCAAUAACGAGCCAUAAAUUGGUUGAAAUUCUUGAUUCUCACUUUCAUUAUGUUGCUGGAUCAGACCAGGAUCAAAUAAUAUUUGCAAAUCAUUUGUCACAUUAGUCCUAACCCGCUUUAGUGCUGAAAUGAUAAGAUUUAGUGGUUAAUUGGUUGAGAGAAAGCUGAUUAGACCAUAAUUUUCAUAAUUGAUUGUUUACUCGUAAGUACAAAUACCAAACACUUGCCGGUUGCAGCUUCACAAAUGAUAGCAUUUGCACCGAUAAAAAAAAUGAAAAAUGUAUUCACCUAGUUUUGUUUAUUUGUUUGUCUGAUUUGCUCUUUAUAUGGGUGGCGAAACCCACAUAUGAAAUCUGUAAAUGUGUGGGAUUUGCCAGAGAAAUUCUUUUGCAAAUACUAUUUUAUCAAGGUCUGAGUGCACUGAGUGUUGGAGGAAGUGCUAGUUCAGUUGAAUCCACAAAGGGAAAAAAAAAAUGUAAAAAUGUAUUUUACAUGCAGUUUUACAGUAGGUGAAGUUACGACAUACUUGUUAUCACCAUACGUUUCUAGAAUGAGCGAAAUGUUUCUGGUUGUCAUAGAUAAUAAUGUCCGGUAAAAUGCCUUUCACGUUGGCCUAUCUUUUUAGAUGAUGUGUGUUUGGAAGAUAUUAUCUAGCUAUGCAAAUAGAUGCAGUAAUGGCAACCUUCCAGUGAAUCUGUGAUGCUUGAUAAACACGCUAUGGUGAAUGAACCAGGAUCAACAUGAUUUUUUUUUUCUCAACAUGAUUUUCUGCUACUGUUUUCAAAAAGCUACUGUGAAAAAAUAGAAGAAAAAAAAGAUUUAAUAGGUUUUGAAGCUUCCACUUUUGAAAGGUAUUUUGUACGUGAGUUUGUGGUUCUUUAUAGAGUUACGGCAUUAAACGAAAAGAUUGUCUAAUGA